AUGGAAGCAACCGGUUCCAAUAUUGUCGCUCCUGGAAACAGCAAACCCUGGGCAGAAUAUGCCGUACUCACCUUCGAUGGCGGCGGUAUCAGAGGCUACGCAAGCCUCCUGCUUUUGAGGGGGCUCAUGAGAGCCAUCGAGAGAAACGAACAAGACUAUUCCGAUUACCAGGACUCUAGCUUCCAACCAAUAUUCCAACCACAAAACACCCUCAACGGCAGUCCAGGCCUGCCACAACCAGAUGAUCGGCCGGUAUGGCGAAGAGUGUCGACACUCGAACCGCCGCCCCGACGACGGUCGUUGGAGAGGGGCGAGAGUGGUGAGCAACAUCUUCAAGGAUUUUUGCCCUGUCAUUACUUCGACUACAUGUUUGGUACAAGCACUGGGGGCCUCAAUGCAAUCAUGCUUGGAAGGUUACGAAUGAGCAUAGACGAGUGCAUCAGUCACUACCCUGCAUUGGUGAAGAAGAUCUUCAGCAAACCCCGGGCAAAGAUGAUGGGCUUCAGAGACAGGUACAACCCAAAGCACCUUGAAGAGGCCAUCCAAACCCUGGUUGCGGAGAAGUCACCGCGGCGGCCCGGAAGACAUACAGAGCGUCGAGUUGUUAUCGCGAAAGAAAUAUCUGCAGAUGGUACGGUUGAGCGUCCUUACCGCUUCAGAACAUACAACACGAGCUAUUUGAAAGGAGGCCGCGACAAUUCCGGACCGGCAGACGAUUUUCCAAUAUGGAAGGUUGCUCGGGCGACAUCUGCAGCACCAGGAUAUUUCAAGGAGAUGAAGAUCGACGGCCGUAAAUACAGCGACGGCGCUGCAGGUUUCAAUAAUCCAGCGAGUCUGGCCAUCAAAGAACUUUGGAAGACGGUCAGCGACCGCGACCCGUUCCCGAUCGCGCUCCUCCUGAGUAUUGGUACCGGGAAAGAAAAGGCCGAUGAGGAGGAUUGCAACACCCACAAGCACAGGGACUCGGGAAGCCGCAAGAAGAGAAAAGUGAGGGGAGUAUUCGGAUCCAUGGCGCGAGCAUCAAUGAGGCCAUUCAUACAGCCCAUUGGCAAAGCCAGAAACAGGCUGAGCCGUGCCAAAUAUGAGUUGACUGAGACGGAGAAGAUACAUGAAGACGUGGAAUUUGAAAUGUCAAAACAACGCCGUCCAUACUACCGACUGAACGGAAAUGAAGAUGUGGGGGCUUUGGAGCUUGAUGAGUGGAAGGAAGACACGCAGUCCAAGAUCGAGAAGAGCAUCGCCACUGAGCUCAGUAACCCAGAAACCAACCGUAAAAUACAGGAAUGCGCUGAUUGCCUUAAGAUGAAAGACCACUUGAAGCAGAAUCACAGCACAGUCGUUGAUGGAAUGAGGAAAGAGCAGAUUUUUGUUCUUAUAGAACAGGAAUGCUUAUUUGAAGAUCCUGUUCUUGAAGGAGGGCCAUAUUAG
Diplodia corticola is the source of this 1428-nucleotide messenger RNA. RefSeq names its product calcium-independent phospholipase a2-gamma. Bases 1 to 1428 code for a protein of 475 amino acids. The transcript is spliced from 5 exons. Gene Ontology annotation, cellular component: membrane. Gene Ontology annotation, biological process: arachidonate metabolic process. The record is from RefSeq and is a predicted model, not a curated record. NCBI's taxonomy places the organism in Eukaryota, Fungi, Ascomycota, Dothideomycetes, Botryosphaeriales, Botryosphaeriaceae.